AUGCCUGAUAUCCGGAAGCCGCAAUGCGACACCCGAACAUACAGUGCCUUUCAGCUUCCAAACGGACUACGCGCUAUUGUUGCAAGUGAUCCAGAUAAAUCUGUCGCUGCCGCAGCGGCCUUGUGCGUACUCGCCGGAAGCAUCCACGAGCCCAAAGAGAUACCUGGCCUAGCACACCUCUGCGAGCACAUGGUGUUACAUGGUACUCUCCAGCCAUGGGGUACCACUUUCUCCGAAUACAUCAAAGCACACGCAGGCCAACACAAUGCGGUGACGACGAUGCUGCAAACUUGCUUCGCUUUCGAGAUUCAGUCUGACAAGUUGGAUGGUGCUCUGCGACUGUUCUGUCGCUUCUUUGUUUCACCCAAAUUCUGCAGAUCCCAUCAGCAGCAGGAGUUGCGGGCUAUUGACUCGGAGCACAGCAUGAAUGCCCAGAGUGACUUUCGUCGGCAGUGGGCAGUUUUGUUGCAAGAUGCGAAUCCUCGGCAUCAGUAUCAUUGGGCCUCGGGCUGCAGCAAAUCUUUGUUGCAGGGAGCGCAGGCUGCAAACUGCGAUCUUCAUGAUGCCAUGGAAAAAUUUCACGAGUCCACUUACAAGGCCGGCCGCAUGACUUUGGCAGUGGUGGGCCCCCAGACGGUUUUGCAGCUUGAAGCUUUGGUACGAGCUUGUUUUGCCGCUGUCCCCUCGGGUUCCUCGGGGUCUCAGUCUCGGAUACCAUCCAAUGUGCUUAUCGGCGACUACGUGAGUGGCUGCGAGCCCGCAUUCUUACCAGAGGACUUCUGUGGCCAAGUAUUUAUCACGCCAUUGAAGGACCUGCACCAGUUGAAGUUGUCUUGGGGUCUGCCGUGGCAGAUUGCCCGGUGGAAGACCAAGCCAAGUGCCUAUGCAAGCUACUUGCUUGGACAGGAAGGACCUGGCAGCCUCUUGUCCGCCCUAAAGGCACGGAACUUGGCUCAGCACCUGUCGGUUGCAUGCUAUGACUACCAUGGUGUAGCAUCCACGCUGGAGUUGUCCCUGGACUUGGUCAAUGCCUACGAGCAGACAAUUCUGGAAGCGGGUGAACUCGCAUUUGCGUUCAUAUCUAUGCUUCGCUCGUCAGGUGUGCAGACAUGGGUGUUGGAGGAGUACAGGCACUUGCAGCAGUUGAACUACAAUUUCCAGUUUGACACCUCAACCUACAGCCUCGUGCAGGACCUGGCCUGCAAUCUCCACUACUACCCGGUUGAAGAAGUCUUGGGAGCUGACAGUCUGCUAUACGACCAGGACGCAGAAGCGUCAAUGGGCAUUCUGAGCCACAUGACGGUCGACAAUGCCCGCCUUUCUCUAUUGUCCAAAACCCUUGAGUCUCUUUGUUCCUCUCAAGAGCCCUGGUAUGAGGCCCGGUUCAUGAAGCUUCAGAGCAUCAACGCGUCCUGGAAGGCCAAGUGGCAAGGCGUCGAGUCGGGUUUGUGGCAGCCGGUUGCGCAGCAAGCGGGCCUUUGCCUUCCGCAUCGCAACAGCUUCCUGCCGGUCGAUUUCGAGCUACGUCCAGUUCCACCCAGAACUACGGCUCAUGAGAUCGAAGUGCCGCAAGACUGGUGCCGGGCAUGGCUACGUUCAACAACUGCAAACCAACAACCCAAGGUAGCAGCCACCUUCUGUUUGCGUUCGUUUCAGCUUUCCACAAGUACUGACAUUGCUUUGGCGCAUAUUUUCUGCAAGUGUGUGGAGCAGUCGUUCAGAGCAGAAGCCUUCGAGGCCAGAAUGGCAGGUGCCAUGUUCAAGCUUGACGUGGUAGACAGCUGCUUUUUGUUACAAUUCCUCGGAUUCCGAGACAAGAUGGCGCUGUUGGCAAGGGCGGCAGCCAGCUCGCUCUUCACCAUGAGCCAGAUAUUGCCAGAAACGUUUCUGCAAGCCAAGGCACAGCAGGAGCGGGCCUUCAAGAAUGCAGCCAGUGGCCAGGCGUACAGUCAGGCCCUAGCAGCGCUGGAAGACCUACUCUUGCAGCGUCCAUCAGCUGCCGACAUGGCGAAGGCAGCCCAGCAGCUCCACGCAGCAAAAGCCUGCCAGCUUCCACUGAAGUUCUUCGGACCCGGGUCUUGCCUGCUCGAAGCCCUGAUCAUCGGCAAUGUGAACAAGGCCGAUGCCAAACAGCUGCUCGAGGCUGUGACAGAUCCCCUCGCAGAGCUGCGGGCGGGUGCCGGCCAGGUUGAGGCUGCGCCGGUUGCGGUCGUGCCGGUUGCGGCGGUUGCGCCGGUUGCAGAGGUGGAGGUACCUGCAAAGGUGGAGCUUUUGGUACCACGGUCGCUCGGAAGAACCAUCUUGAAGCUCGACGGCCAAGCUGCCGAGGAUGCCAACAACUGUGCAGUGGAAUGCCUCUGUAACAUUGCGACCGCUACGCCCGAGCAUGAAGCACUUGCAUCUGUUUUGGUCUCCAUUUGGAAGCCAUUGUUUUUCAACGAACUGCGAACCCAACAGCAACUGGGCUAUGUCGUCUCAUGCUUUAUGCGAAUCCGUGUGACGCACAUCUCUUUGGUCUUCCUGGUGCAGACGGAGAGGAUGCCAGAAAUUGCCCUCAAGAGCAUUGACAAGUUCUUCGUUGAAAAGGCCUUCACGCACAUCCUCUGCGUGGUCACGGAGCGCCAGUUCCGGGAGCAGUGCGAGGGCAUUGCUCGUCAGUUGGAGGAAGCUCCUCGUAACCUGUGGGAGGCGAUGAGCCGUGACUGGCUCCCCAUUGAAGAACGGACCUUCUCCUUUGAUGCCUGUGCACGACAGGUGGCGAUGUUGCGCUCAUGCACCCUCAACCAGCUGAGGGCCUUUGUGAAGGAGAAGGUCCAGCCGUCACCUCGUCUGGCGGUUCUCUUGCGAAGCCCGAAGCUCGCAUGGCAGCGAGCCGACCAUGAUUGGGGCACUGCCAGGAUUCUCACAAAGUGGGGGCUGGCGAGCUUCCAGGCAGGGCUGGAACCCAGCUUUGGAAACAAGCUGUUCGGUAAAGUCCAAGAAGAAGUACGCCCUUCUGAAGGGAAGGCUCCGACAGGUAUCCCAGCAAUCGAUGAAGAUGAGGUCGUGGUGACAGCUGUUCUCCAUGAGGUCAUGCAGCUGCGGGAUCUGGCAACAACGAUCCAGACCCAAUUGUUGGAGGAUCACUAUUCCACACUCGGAGUGGCGGUUGAUGCCAGUCAAGCCGAGAUCACCACAGCUUUCCGUCGCGCAACCAACAAGCUAAGCUCGAAGCAGCAAGCUGACACCUUGCAAAGAAGUCGGGCAAAGCUCAAUGCAGCUUACGACACCCUAUCUGGGCUCGCAUCGCGAGCUGCGUACGACAAGAGGAGGCAGCUUGUAAUGCUAGCGAGCUUCAUCUUGAUCGCCACCUUUGUGAGCGUGCCUGCAGUCGUGCUCCUUUACUUCUGCAGCAAGGUGUUGACCGUGCGCUCUCGUCAAGAUCUGGAUCCUCAGAGCUUCACAGGUCAGGUCAACACGAGUCUUCAGAACAUGGAGCUGGCCUUCGAGGUGGAGAUCGAAAAGGGCCCAGAUUCGCGUUUGGGAGCACAGCUGAUGCCCGUUCAGCACGAAAGGAUGCUGCAAAUCUGCAGUGUUUCUGAUGAUGGUCUCAUUCAUGACCACAACCUGAAGGUGAGCCAGGAUAGCCACGACACUGUUGGCAUCUCGCCGGCUGGAAUGCUCUGGUGGCAUGUGCCGUUGCUUCGGGAGAGUGACAUCAUCGAGUCUGUCAACGGAAAGACAGGGGCUACAAACAUGAUGAAUGAGCUGAAGUCGUGUGAACGGCUUUCUUUGUGCCUUCGCCGACGUCUGGUCGGCGGCGCUUCAGUGCUUCCUUUGCUUUUUGAGGAGAGGCUGAGUCGCCGUGAGGACGAGAGGUGGGGAUGCAACCUUGUGGCUCCUUCGGACAAGAGUGACAGCUUGGAGGUUGUGGAUGGUGCAGGGGCAGCAUUCCCAUCGGACAAGGCAAGCCCAAGUCUGACGCUUCGUCCUGGGGAUCGCAUCGUAGCUGCAGCCUCGGUGGUCGGUUCAAGAAUGCUGGACACUUUGCGUGACGACGCGCUGCUGUCUGUGAGCCUACUGGUGGUUCGUGGCGUGCUGGUGCCCCCUGGGCUGAUCCAAUCUUCUCCCAAGGAGGUGUCGUGCGGGCCACUUCGAAAAGGAGAGGGACAGAAACUGGGCAUUCGAAUCGGGCACUGCUUCGAAAGCCCUCCUGCGCACGGGAUCCUUCUUGGACCUGGCUGUGCCAGCUCCAUGGUCGUCAAGGAGGUCGUGCGUGGUCAUCUUGUAGAUCAAUGGAAUCAGCAGCAGGCGACCUCUGGUGGUGACACAUUGCUUCCGAGCUGCGUGAUUGUGGCUGUGAACGGUCGGCGUCAAUCCCAAGAGUUCACCAAAGAGCUGGCGAAGCCUGUUGUCACCAUUGUGUUCCGGCCCUUGCUGGCUGAGCUUGUCAAGACUGAGUCUCCAGAGUUUGUGGAGCCGACCGAGCCGACCAAGGUCCAAGAGCCGGCCAGUGAAAGCUCCAACCACGCGAGAACCCUGCACCUCAACAUCGACGAGGAGGCUCUUCGACCGUGGCCUGCAGCAGCUCUGCGCCGCUGGGCACCGCGUUGGCUGCUUCCGCGUCCUUUCGAGGAGCGCCUGCGGGACAGGCUUCGCCAUCUGCGGUGCGAGUUCUGCGUUUGCAUCGAAAGACCGGCUGAUGAGUCACUGCGCCUAGGACUACACCUUCAGCACGACCGGGAAGGCCUGCAGGUGCUGGAGGUUGCCGAGGGCGGCCUGGUGGCGAACCACAACCUGGCAAGUUCCGGAGAAACUGGCGUGCGCUGCGGCGACUGGUUGGUUGCUGUUGGCAGCACCACCGCCCCAGCUGCAAUGAUGGAGCAACUUGCAAAGCCAGGGCAGAAUGAUCUCGAGCUCCGGUUCGCACGGCCAGCCGCGAAAUCCGCUCCUGGCGUGUGGGAAAUCGACUUGAGGAGGGGUGUGAACGAAGGCUGGGGCCUGGAGUUGUCUGAAGUCAUGAUGACCACUCCAGCUGGGCCACGAAGUGCCGGUGUCCUCCGGGUGCAAAGGAUCGCUGAGGAGGGUGCACUGAGCCAGUGGAAUGGAUGCCAAUCCGUGCAGUGGCGUGUGGAGCCUCAUGACCUGCUCGUUGCCUGUGAGCCGGAGGUGGACCCAAAACGGGUUCUGCAAAGGCUUCGCGAGGCACGGGAAGCCAGGUUAACACUUCUCAGAUGGCACAAAGGUGCUGCUCCUGAGCCCGAGGCCCUGGCUUCUGAGCCCACCAGGACCAGCUUCGAGGUCGUCAUCUCAAGGACAGGCGCAGAUCGCCUGGGGCUGCGCUUGCAGCCGUGUUCGCGCGAUCCUACGCGCACACUGGUUGCGGAGGUGGUGCCGGACAGUUUGGUGGACAGACACAACAAGGCUUCGCCCGAGAAUCAGAUCAUGGAAGGAGAUGAGGUGGACUCGGUCAAUGGCGAGGGUGAUCCCAACAGAUUUGCCCACUGCUGUUCACAGUCAACGAUUGUUUUCAGAGUGACCCGCCGCUCCAAAAGGCGCAGUGGAGGUGCUCAUCAGAUAGCGAGCCAGGAGGAGACAGGAAGCAAAAGUCUUCCAGAAGCAGGCCAUACAGUUUCAGAGGUGCAGCAGGCAUCGGCCCGUCUCCAAAACAGCGACGCAGCCGAAGUCGCCGGCGACGAGGAAGAAGCGGACGAGGCCGCGGAGGCCGAGGAGGUCGAGGAGGCCGCGGAGGCCGAGGAGGCCGAGGAGGCCGCGGAGGCCGAGGAGGCCGCGGAGGCCGAGGAGGCCGAGGAGGCCGAGGAGGGGGCGCCCCCUCCGGAGGAGACACAGGAGCCCUGUGAGGUGUCUCCACCAGGGCCUGUGGACACUGCUUCGCCUGGUUCGCUGUGUGCGAACGAAGGCGCGCCUAGCUCGACACCGAGGCGCCAGCUGCCCGCUGACCCAGACCACGGCGAGUACAUUCUGGCACGGCACCCUGAGGCACAGCGCGAAGAAGCCGAAACAGGGAAGGUGCCCCUUCAGCCGAGGGUGCUGGGAACUGCAACUGCCUGCAUGAAGGCGAGAGAGUCCUCUUCUCGAGAGCUCGCGUCACUACUUUUGCUUCCACCAGCGACGGUGGCGACGGCACUCGCCUCGCUGGGUGCCGGCCUGGAUGGACCCUCGCGCCAACGCUUCCAGGCUGGCCUCAGCUGCUUGCAGGACCUGUCGGGCUCCAUGCAGGAGCUCUUGGCUGACAUGGCUGACGGGAAGAGCGCGCGGAUUUAA
Symbiodinium natans is the source of this 6264-nucleotide messenger RNA. The record is from the annotation of a GenBank genome assembly. Lineage: Eukaryota; Dinophyceae; Suessiales; Symbiodiniaceae.